ACGACAUGGCAGCAAAAACUAUGCCUUUAUAAGGUACGUUGGUCGUGCAUUUGUUUGUGCACCAAAUAAAAACAAUAAAAAAGGAUUUGCUUCUGCGGGAGAAAGAAAAAUUACCAAAGGCAAGAGGAGGAUGGAGAUAACACAAUGGAUUCGGCUUCUAGUUCUGGUGGCCUGCCUGCAGCUUUUUCCUGCUCCGGUGAAGUGCAUGGUUAGACACUACAAGUUCAAUGUGGUGAUGAAAAACACAAGCAGAUUAUGUUCAAGUAAGCCAAUUGUUACUGUGAAUGGGAAGUUCCCUGGACCCACUCUAGUUGCCAGAGAGGAUGACACUGUGCUUGUGAAGGUGGUCAACCAUGUCAAAUACAAUGUUAGCAUCCAUUGGCAUGGGAUUAGACAAUUGAGAACUGGGUGGGCAGAUGGUCCAGCAUAUAUAACACAGUGCCCAAUCCAGCCAGGACAGAACUUUGUGUACAAUUUUACCAUUACUGGUCAAAGGGGCACCCUGUGGUGGCAUGCACAUAUCCUCUGGCUCAGAGCCACUGUCCAUGGUGCCAUCGUUAUCUUGCCCAAGCGUGGAGUUCCCUAUCCAUUUCCCACACCUCAUAAGGAAGAGAUCAUUAUUCUAGGUGAAUGGUGGAAAUCAGACGUUGAAGCUGUGAUCAAUGAAGCUAUGAAGUCUGGGUUGGCACCGAAUGUUUCAGAUGCUCACAUCAUCAAUGGCCAUCCAGGACCUGUCCCAUCUUGCCCUUCACAAGGAGGAUUUACCUUACCAGUGCAAUCUAGCAAAACUUACAUGCUUCGGAUCAUCAACGCUGCACUUAAUGAAGAGCUUUUCUUUAAGAUUGCUGGCCACCAACUCACAGUUGUUGAAGUUGAUGCUGCCUAUGUGAAACCUUUCAAAACUGACACAAUCCUUAUAGCCCCAGGCCAAACCACUAACGUUCUUUUAACCGCAGAUCGCAGCUCCGGCAAGUACCUAGUUGCAGCCUCCCCCUUCAUGGAUGCUCCCAUUGCUGUAGACAACGUAACCGCCAUUGCCACCUUACAUUAUUCAGGUACCCUUUCUAAUGCAGCCACCACCCUCACAGUCCCACCACCUCAAAAUGCCACCCCAAUAGCAACAAACUUCAGUAAUGCUCUACGUAGUCUGAACUCAAAAAAGUAUCCUGCUAAAGUCCCAUUGAAGAUUGAUCAUUCUCUUUUCUUCACUGUUGGGCUUGGAGUGAACCCUUGCUCUACUUGUGUAAAUGGUAGCCGAGUUGUGGCGGAUAUUAAUAACGUAACCUUCGUUAUGCCAAAAAUUUCUCUACUUCAAGCCCAUUUCUUCAAUAUUAGUGGAGUUUUCACUGAGGAUUUCCCUGGCAACCCACCGAUUCCAUAUAACUAUACAGGGACACAACCAACCAACUUUCAAACCAUGAAUGGGACAAAGGUUUAUAGACUUGCUUACAAGUCAACAGUGCAGCUAGUUUUACAAGAUACUGGGAUGAUUGCCCCAGAAAACCACCCAGUCCAUUUGCAUGGCUUCAAUUUCUUUCAAGUUGGGAGAGGAAUAGGUAACUUCAAUCCCAAGAAAGACCCAAAAAACUUCAAUCUUGUUGAUCCUGUGGAGAGGAACACUAUUGGGGUUCCUUCUGGUGGAUGGACAGCUAUAAGAUUCACAGCAGAUAAUCCAGGGGUGUGGUUCAUGCACUGCCAUUUGGAAGUUCAUACAACAUGGGGAUUAAAGAUGGCAUUUGUUGUUGAUAAUGGAAAAGGCCCCAACGAAUCUCUACUGCCUCCUCCUCCUGAUCUACCCAAGUGUUAGAGAAUUCAAGUGAUAAGCACACAGAUUUUCUUUUAAUUCAGGGCAGUAGCGAUGAUGGAGUUCUCAAGAAGAGAAUGAUAAUAAAGUGUGAAAAGUUACUGAGCGGUUUUAAUGCUGAAUAUAAUAAGCAAGAGUUCUUCGCACAAGCUCAAAAAACGAAGUUGUUGCAUGCACCGGCCCGAUUAUAGAAAUCAAAUAAAACCCAGGAUUUUCUGCUUCUUCUUCUUCUUCCUUGUUUUUGGCACUGCAGUUUGCUCUCCAAAUGAUAUGUAUAUUUUAGGGGAUUGAUUUGAUUUUAUAUACUGCUGAUCUUGAAAUUCCAAAGUCCCAAAUCGAAUUUCAUUAUUUGUUUGAUGGA
Manihot esculenta (cassava) is the source of this 2165-nucleotide messenger RNA. Its product is annotated as laccase-4. The transcript is spliced from 6 exons. Bases 131 to 1807 code for a protein of 558 amino acids. The record is from RefSeq and is a predicted model, not a curated record. Gene Ontology annotation, cellular component: apoplast. NCBI's taxonomy places the organism in Eukaryota, Viridiplantae, Streptophyta, Magnoliopsida, Malpighiales, Euphorbiaceae. Gene Ontology annotation, molecular function: copper ion binding; hydroquinone:oxygen oxidoreductase activity. Gene Ontology annotation, biological process: lignin catabolic process.